Molecule: messenger RNA, 2550 nt
Organism: Eurytemora carolleeae
Lineage: Eukaryota; Metazoa; Arthropoda; Copepoda; Calanoida; Temoridae
Product: 4-substituted benzoates-glutamate ligase GH3.12
Exons: 20
Coding region: 5-1807 (600 amino acids)
Cellular component (GO): cytoplasm
Molecular function (GO): acid-amino acid ligase activity
Source: RefSeq, a predicted model, not a curated record
CGAAAUGUCUCGUCUUUUAAAUGUUGUAAAAAGAGUUGUGUUUACAAGCACAAUUAUUGGAGGUGGUGCAUGUAGCCUUAUACUUUACAAUGUUGGAACUUCGUCAUGGUCAGAUUCACAUACAUGGUCGUCAGCUACCAGACACUAUUUAACAAAUAAGUUUAUGGUAGUUCUUGGUUUUAUCUCAUUCAGGGAUCUAGUUAAAAAUUCAAGGAAUGUCCGAGAAACCCAGGAGAACCUCCUCAUGGACAACCUCGUGAAGAACACUGCUACCCUCUACGGGAAGGAGUUUGGGUUUGAGAAAAUGAAUUCUGUUGCGGAGUUCAGGAAGCAACAUCCUCUCACUAGAUAUUCACAUUACCAACCUUACGUAGAGAAAAUUCAAAAUGGAGAUUUAUUAGCUCUGACAGCAGAUAUCCCACUACAACUGGCUGUUACUUCAGGUACUAGUGGUAAAAGUUCUCUGUUGCCCACUACUAACUUUAUAUUCACCAGAUUUUUUCUUUCUGGGAUUGCACUACUUUUUCAACGAUUACAGGAAACGCAUCCUGAGUGGGUCACUCUGCAGAAAUCCAUGAAAUUAUUCUAUACUCCAAGAUGGAAGUACACCGAGACUGGAUUAAGGAUCGGACCUAACAGUUCUAAUCCGGAUUCUGCGCAGAGAAUAUAUCAUCUUUACUCCACCCCUCCCCCAGCAUACAGGAUAUUAACAGAACCUGAGGCACUGUAUAUUCAUUUAUUAUUUGGAUUAUUGGAUCAAAAUCUGGGAAAUAUAGAGGCUAAUUUUGCAUCCACAGUAUAUACAGGUUUCCGAACCUUAGAGAGUAGAUGGGAGGAGCUAGUCCAGGAUAUACAAACCGGAACAAUUAAUUCCAAUCUUAAUAUUCCUUCAGAUAUCAGGGAGCAAUUGGAAGCAGUUAUGAAACCGAACCCUGAGAGAGCGGAGGAGUUGAGAAAGGAGUUUACUGCAGGGUUUGAGAAUAUAGCGAAGAGAAUCUGGCCAAAUCUUAAUCUUAUCAUGUGCACAACCACAGGAACUAUGAAAAUGUAUACAAGUUCGUUGAAAAGUAAAUAUUGCCGGGACACCCAGACUUAUUCUCCUAUCUACGGAGCAUCAGAGGGAUUGCUAGGAGUGAACUUGUAUCCAGAUAGUACCCAGUCCCUUUACUGUUUAAUCCCUUCAGCACAGUUCUUCGAGUUUAUCCGGCAGGAGGAUUCCGAUACAGAUAAUCCGGAUACAUUACUCCUUCAUCAGCUAGAGAAGGGUCAAGCGUAUGAGGUGGUUGUAACUAAUGGAAGUGGUCUCUAUAGAUAUAGAAUGGGAGAUGUAGUUCAGGUCGAAAGUUUUUUUAAUGAACUUCCUAUGGUUCGUUUUCUUCAUAGACAGGGCCAGAUGUUAAAUGUUCACGGAGAAAAAAUUUCAGAAGAGGUUUUCUUUACAACCCUGAAAAAAUGUGAGAAAACCUGGAAUAUUAGACUGCGUGACUAUACUACUGCCGAGAGUGUUCUAUCUGAAUCUAGCGCACUGCCCCACUACCUUCUGUUUAUUGAACCUGAAUCUGAGUGUUGUGACCUGAACCUGGAUUUACCAGACACAACCUUGCGGUCAGAUCAUCCUGUCUACGAAUCCUUCAGAGCUAAAGGAAGCAUUGAUAAGAUUCAAGUAAUCCAGGUAAAACGUGGCAGCUUUCAAGCUCUCCAAGAGAUGAUGUUAGCAACAUCAAUGGCUUCUUCAAAUCAAUUCAAGGUUCCAAGAGUAUUAAGAAAAGAGGAACAUGUUAAAUAUCUUCUGGAGAAUAGUAUCUAGUGGAAGAAACUAGUUUGGUUUAAAUCUUUUUUGUAAUCCCUCUGUAAGCCCAAAUCUAAGAUCAAAGUGAGAUUUUUAAAAAAGGGACAUGCCUGAUUCACAAUGGUACUCUUUUAAGCUUUAAAGCUUUAUCUGUUACAAAAUAUGGAAGAUAUCGGUUGUAAGUGCUGGUGGUAAGAAUGUAAAAAAUGCAUGGGUUUCUGAAUAGUCUCGUUUCUAUACAAACCUCUUAAGAACUUUUUCUCUCUCGCUUAAAUUUGAUGUUUGUUUAAAGUGUUGAACACACUGAUUUCAUCAAUAAAUUUGAGGUUGGUUUAAAGUUUUGAACACACUGCUUUGCUCAAUAAACUUGAGGUUGUUUUAAAGUUUUGAAUACACUGCUUUGCUCAAUUAAUUUGAGGUUGGUUUAAAGUUUUGAAUACACUGCUUUGCUCAAUUAAUUUGAGGUUGGUUUAUAGUUUUGAAUACACUGCUUUAGCUUGAGAGUUAUUAAAAGAUGGAACAGUUUGCCAAUGGUUAUUAAAAAUGCCACCUCAUUGAUUAGUUUUAGGAUUAUGUAUAUUUCUUCAAUGUGAUGGGUGUCAGGGGCGCCGAGAUCCCUGGUGAAGGUGUCAUGGGUGCCGAGAUCCCUGGUGAAGGUGUCAGGGGCGCCAAGAUCCCUGGUUCAGCUUAAUGGAAACAGAAAAGAUAUAUUGACUCGCUGAAAAUGUCACAAAAGUGAUCUCCCAGCGAAAAAUUUUCCA